This is a messenger RNA of Pteropus alecto (black flying fox), 2010 nucleotides long. It is a transcript of the gene HSD11B2, whose product is annotated as hydroxysteroid 11-beta dehydrogenase 2. The coding region runs from base 30 to 1250 and encodes 406 amino acids. The record is from RefSeq and is a predicted model, not a curated record. NCBI's taxonomy places the organism in Eukaryota, Metazoa, Chordata, Mammalia, Chiroptera, Pteropodidae. The transcript is spliced from 5 exons.
CUGCCCCAGCCUGCCCCAUCCCGACCACCAUGGAGCGUUGGCUUUGCCCGUCGGGCGGCGCCUGGCUGCUCGUGGCAGCCCGUGCGCUGCUGCAGCUGCUGCGCGCAGACCUGCGUCUGGACCGCCCGCUGUUGGCGGCGCUGGUGCUGCUGGCUACCCUCGACUGGCUGUGCCAGCGCCUGCUGCCCCCGCUGGCCGCACUCGCCGUGGUGGCUGCCGCCGGCUGGAUCGCGUUGUCCUGCUUGGCGCGCCAGCCGCGCCUGCCUGUGGCCACUCGCGCGGUGCUCAUCACCGGCUGUGAUUCUGGUUUUGGCAAGGAGGCGGCCAAGAAGCUAGAUGCCAUGGGUUUCACGGUGCUGGCCACUGUGUUGGACUUGGAUGGCCCUGGCGCCCUAGAGCUGCGUGCCUGCUGUUCCCCUCACCUAAAGCUGCUGCAGAUGGACCUGACCAAGCCAGCUGACAUUAGCCAUGCACUAGAGUUCACCAAGGCCCAUACCACCAGCACAGGCUUGUGGGGCCUGGUCAACAAUGCAGGCGUCAAUGAUGUAGUGGCCGAUGCUGAGCUGUCUCCAGUGGCCACGUUCCGCAGCUGCAUGGAGGUGAAUUUCUUUGGCACACUGCAGCUGACCAAGGGCCUCUUGCCACUUUUGCGCCAUUCAAGUGGUCGCAUCGUGACUGUGGGCAGCCCAGCAGGAGACAUGCCAUAUCCAUGCUUGGCUGCCUAUGGGACCUCUAAAGCGGCCAUAUUGCUACUCAUGGACGUAUUCGACUGUGAACUUCUACCCUGGGGGGUCAAGGUCAGCGUCAUCCAGCCUGGCUGCUUCAAGACAGGUGAAAGUGUGCAAAAUGUGAGCCACUGGGAGCGACGCAAGCACCUGCUCCUUGCCAACCUGCCGCAAGAGCUGCUGCAGGCCUAUGGCGAGGACUAUGUCGAGCACUCGCACAGGCAGUUCCUGCAUUCGCUGAGCCUGGCACUGCCCGAUCUCAACCCAGUUGUAGAUGCCAUCAUUGAUGCACUGCUGGCAGCACAGCCACGCCGCCGCUAUUACCCGGGCCGUGGCCUGGGGCUCAUGUAUUUCAUCCACCAUUACCUUCCUGAGGGCCUGCGGCGCCGCUUCCUGCAGACCUUCUUCAUCAGUCCCUGUCUGCCAAGAGCACUGUGGCCUGGCCAACCCAGCCGUACCCCUACCCAGGAUGCAGUCCAGGACCCAGACCCAAACCUGGGCCCUUCCCCCAUGGAAGCCCAAUGAGCAGUAUGCACAUAUGGUCUAGCUGCUCCGGGAGGUCCCAUGAGCCCUUGGACCUCCCCUGGGCACUGCAACCCCCAAGUCUGCCCUAGAGCCUGUCCUAAAGGACCCCAGCCCAUCCACUGCCAGGUCUGGUGAGGCUGUGGCUUCUCAGUGAACCUCCAGUCUUCUCUACUGCUUCAAGAGCCUAAAUAGACCCUCCGGGACAGCUUGGAGAACCCAGGUAGAUGGAGAGUUUAGUGUAAGCUGUAGCUGUAGCCUUUGACAGGAUCCCGCAGAUAGUACCUCUGCAAACUAAAGAGGGCCAGGUGGGUUGGGGAUCCCCUCAGGAUUACUUCUCAGCACUAGAGCCUCAGUGCUGUGAGUCAUAAGGUGAAUCCCAACUGUUUCUUGACUGGCUCAAGAAUUAGGACCCCAACCACCCACCCUAAGCCCUCCAAGCCACAGGGAGCCUGCAUACCCUACUUGCCUGAUUGCCAUUUUUAAAAUAAAGACAUUUUUAUUUCUUCUAGAACGGAGAUGCUGUGUUUGGAGGUGACAGGCUGUGGCUAUUGUGAUGUAUCAGGAACUGCCUGGGGAAUGUCUAGAGCUCAGCAUGGGGGCCGAAGCUCUGGGCACAGGCUCUGUGGUUCACACCUACCCCCUUCAUUGACUUUGGGCAGACCAUAGGUUUGGGUUUCCAUCAGAGUGAAAUGGGGGUGAAGAUCCCUGGCCCAGGGAGUGGUGGGGCUCAAUGAAGCAAAUAGGGAAAACAGGGAGGCCU